GCGCAUUACACCAGGUCGGUGGAUUUUUCGAAUAGAGUUCGGUUUGUGUUCCUAAAACACACACCGGAAAUAUCCCCUGGUUGCUCGUAAUUCUUUGCUCUCUGUUUUUCUUCUGUGUGCUUUAUUCCACCUCACUAUACGGUGAAUGUAACACAGCUUCUAACAAGCUUCACUGCACAUCGCUUUCCAUCUUCAAGAAGCAGCUGCGCGCAUGCGACUUGGCACGAAGUGUUUUUGUAUAUCUCUUUUCAGUUAUUUGCUUUAUGAACUCAUAGCUGUGUUUUUGUUGCCCAUUCGAAGCAAAAAAGGAAAAGAUUGCUCUCCAACAACAAACACAGAGCGAUGAGCCGUGCGCCUGCUAAGACAGCCGCGCUUGCGAAGCCAGCUGCGCCUGCGCGGAACCGCCUGGGACUCACGAACCUGCAAGUGCGCGCCGUUACUAUCGCCACGGUGGGGCCGUCCAUCAUCGCUUUUGGCGCCUACUCUGAGAAGUGCGGCACUCUGCUAGUCUUUCUCGCCACUUUUAUCAGUGGCAUUGAGUGGAGUGGGCUGAAGCGCCACCUCAAGGUCGCGUUGCUCAUGUCCAUGGACAGUCCCAGUUCCAUCGCGCCUGAGACCGCGUUCCGGGAGUCGGCAACGCAGCUCGCUCCAGGACGCGACUUUGUAGCCGGCUCGCCGCCACCGUCUCCGUUGGUAGGAGGUGUUCCUCUCUGCCCUAUGGAGUAUCCGCUGCCCGUCCCACCUCUGAGCCUUUACAUCAUCAUCAAGCACAUCGGCUGGUCGCUUCUCGUCAUUGCCGCCUACCACGGCGUGAAGGUCUUUUACAUGGUGCUUGAGCUCUACUUUUUGGUCUUUGUUGUCGUGACGUUGACGGCGCACAACCGGCUAGAGAUGAGGGUGGGCAACGCGAUGGACCGCCUGAGUCACCAAUUGAGCGCUGCGAAUCAACACCUGCCACACCCCAAGAAAACAGAUCCCGACAAGCCGAGGCCACCGCUGUUGUUGGCGGACCCUGGCGAGUCGAUAGAGGCCCGCAUAGCCAAGGCGCAGAGGAACUACUUUAUUUCGAUGGAGCUGCACAUGAUCGCUGAGCGACAGCCCACGGAGCAGUUUCUCGACUUCUGCCUUGACAUCUUCGGCAUCUUGUGGAUCACCGGCAUUAUCAUCCCCGUAUUCGUCUACCGCAUCCCGAACGUCGGGGUGCCGUGGCUGGCCUCCACGAUUAUUGGCAACUUCAUGAACGACAUCGCUGCGCUGGUGGUGGGCCGAGGCCUGAGGACGCUGCGGGAGCGCUACGGAGCUGUGUACGACGUUACAGGGGAGGUGCCUGCUGCGGAGACGGGGAAACGCCCUCUAUGCGAGGCGAGUUGGGUGAAGCGGCUGAUCUUGCGCGGUCCCCAUCAGCUUUACCGUGCGAUUAGCCCGAACAAAUCAGUGGAAGGCGCAGUGGCGGGCGUGGUCAUGAAUGCGGCGACGUUUUCGGGUUUGAUGUUUUGGUUCUACGCGCGACUGGUCGACGCGCCGGCGCCCCAUCUGGUCGCCCCGGUGUUCCAGCACGUUGGUUUGUGGUUGGUUAUUGGGGCAGUUAUGGGUGUGCUUGGCGUGUACGGCGACCUGCUGCAGUCUCUUCUCAAGCGCACGGCGCGUGUGAAGGACGCGGGCUUUAUCAUCCCUGGGCACGGCGGCAUGCUAGACCGCAUUGACGGCAUGCUCCUCGUCUUCCCUUUCAUGUACGGCGCGUUGAAUACGAUCAUGAAGAUGUCGUGA
Messenger RNA from Leptomonas pyrrhocoris, 1767 nucleotides. RefSeq names its product phosphatidate cytidylyltransferase-like protein. Bases 343 to 1767 code for a protein of 474 amino acids. The transcript has a single exon. Gene Ontology annotation, biological process: CDP-diacylglycerol biosynthetic process. The record is from RefSeq and is a predicted model, not a curated record. NCBI's taxonomy places the organism in Eukaryota, Euglenozoa, Kinetoplastea, Trypanosomatida, Trypanosomatidae. Gene Ontology annotation, molecular function: phosphatidate cytidylyltransferase activity. Gene Ontology annotation, cellular component: plasma membrane.